Anisakis simplex (herring worm) is the source of this 608-nucleotide messenger RNA. Lineage: Eukaryota; Metazoa; Nematoda; Chromadorea; Rhabditida; Anisakidae. The record is from the annotation of a GenBank genome assembly.
AGUGUAAUUCGAAGGUGGUAUCGACAUCUGAUAAUAAUAGUGCGAUGAUUGAACGGAACAAUUUGCGUAAGUCGCGUAUCACCGAGAGUUUGCUGGAUGCAAAGGAGCGACUCGAAGAGGAGUUCUCUGAACGGAACGCCACUUCAUUGUUGCAAAAACAAAAGCAACUUCAGCGAAAUAUCAACGCGAACAACAAAAUAAUACCACCGUUGGCGAGCUCGCAUCCUGGUCGAACGGUUAUCAUUCUAUCCGAUUCGACGAUCAACACGCCGAUCGGAAUUGAGAUCUCACCGGUAUAUGAUCCGGCGAAUAGCAGUCGAUUGCUGGCGGUCGAAAUUCGACAUAUUGAUGACGAGGGUCGAAUUGCGUUGGACGGAAGGAUUCGUUGCGGUGAUCGACUCACCGAAAUCAACGAACGACCCGUCUACCAGAUGUCCAUCUCUCGUGCACGUGCCUAUCUGCAUGAAUUACAGUCCUCGCCACAUCCCACCUUCACGGUUGACAGACCAAUCGAAUCUUUUCUCUGCGCAGGUGAAUCAGUUCUUCGUCCGAAUCAAUCGGUUCUGUCUUAUUGCAAUCAAUCCACGCAUUCACAAAUUAUAAUAUAA